CGAUUUUUUUAUAUUUUAAUUAUUUUCUUUUUAGAUUAAAUUGAAUAUUUAUGGGAUUCAUUCAGUCAAGACUGUGAGCAAAAACAAGUGGGACUGCCCCAAAAAAACAAAGGGGGAAAAAGAAAAAGGAAGUGAGGAGCCCUUUGGUGGAGAUGCCCUUUCUCUCUCCUCUCAUUUUCUCACUCUAAUUGCCAUCUCAUCUGGGUAGCCUUUCAAUCCUCAUUUCUUCAGGUUUUUGUGAUCUGGGUCUGAAUUAUUUUCCUCAUUUCCUGCUGUUUUGCGGUAAAAAUUGGAUCUUUUUGUGUUUUCUGGAUCUCUGUCUGCUUCUGUGGACGUUGUUGCUUACACACUUCAUUAUCUCUCUCAAUCUUUUUUUUUCUGAGGCUUGAAUGGGAAGAAAGAGGUAAUUGAUUUUUUUUUUCUGGGGAGAGAGUCUUGAAUAUGAAUGGUGUAUGAUGUGUUGAGUGAUGAUGGUGAUGAGUCUUUUGACCGGUGAAAGAGAAAAUCACAAAAAGUGAAAAAGAAAGAGAGAGAGAGUGGGAGUAGAGAGAGAAGGAGGAGAUACAAAAGAUGCGCCCUUUGAAAGGUGCAUUAUUGCUUGUGAAUGUCAAUGAAAGUGAGAUACUUUAAGGAAAAUUUCCCCCAAUUUCUUGUUUAUCCCUUUUCUCACACACACACACACACUUGAUGUGUACAAGUAGUUUCUUUUUUCACUUGGUGUAAUGUGCUUCCUUCAAAGGCCUAAUUGUGGAGAUUCCUUGCUGUUUCAUUUAUUAAUUGAGGGAAAGAUUUGAUUUUGCUAGAAAUUGGAAUAGGGUUUUGCCAAAAUGCCUAUGUUUCAGCCUUCUAGGAGAGAUGGUGGUAUUCUUGGCCUUGAUGGUGGCGGUGAUGGGCGUAUUCUUGAUGUGGAAUCCGCUGUUAAGGAUGGGGUUUUGGGGGGUGUGGCGGUGUACGGCGGUGUUGGUGGCGGUGGGGAGAAGUUGGAUCUGAAAAAGAUGAUUGAAGAGCUGAAUUUGUGUGAGGUUCCCUCAGUUUUCAUUUGCCCCAUUUCCCUUGAACCAAUGCAAGAUCCUGUGACACUCUGCACUGGCCAAACCUAUGAGAGGUCCAACAUCUUGAAAUGGUUUAGUAUGGGGCACUACACUUGCCCCACCACAAUGCAGGAGCUUUGGGACGACACGGUCACCCCAAACACGACGUUGCAUCACUUGACAUACACGUGGUUCUCGCAGAAGUAUGUGCAGAUGAAGAAGAGGUCCGAGGACGCUGAGGGCAGGGCGUCCGAGCUCCUAGCUAAUCUCAAGAGGGUUAAAGGCCAGGCGCGGAUCCAGACCCUCAAGGAGCUGCAGAGAGUCGUGGCGAAUCACUCCACUGCUAGGAAGACCGUGGUGGAUGAGGGCGGUGUGGCCCUUGUCUCGUCCCUGCUCGGUCCUUUCACUUCCUACGCUGUAGGGUGUGAGGUCGUGGCGAUUCUUGUCAACCUUAGCCUCACUUCCGAGGCGAAGACGAGCUUGAUGCAGCCUGCGAAGGUCUCGUCAGUUGUGGAUGUUUUGAAUGAGGGCUCGAUCGAGACUAAGAUCAAUUGUGUAAGGUUGAUUGAGAUGCUGAUGGAGGAGAAGGAUUUCAGAACGGAGCUCGUCUCGAGCCAUAGCUUGUUGGUCGCGCUGAUGAGGCUAGUGAGGAAUAAGAAGCACCCGAACGGCCAUUUGCCCGGCCUCACCCUUUUAAAGUCGAUUUCCACGCUCAAAGAGGUCCGGAGUUUGAUUGUGAGCAUCGGAACCAUACCUCAGUUGUUAGAGCUGAUCCCGGUUUUGAAUCCAGAGUGUGUCGAGCUAGCCCUCUUCGUGUUGGAAGUCCUCUCGUCCGUGCCACAAGGGCAGCAAGCGUUGAUGGAUUGUUCGAGCACGAUCCCAACCAUGGUGAAGCUGCUCAUGAGGAUCACAGAAUGCUGCACGGAUUACGCCCUGUCGAUAUUGUGCUCGGUCUGCAACCUCUCGCCUCAAGAAUGCUCGCUGAGAGCUGUGGACGCGGGCCUUGCAGCAAAGCUCCUCCUCGUCAUCCAGAGUGGCUGCAGUCCGGCCCUCAAGCAGCGCGCUGCCGAGCUUCUGAAGCUAUGCAGCCUCAACUAUUCGGACACGAUGUUCAUCUCCAAGUGCAAACUGACAAGAACGAUCCAAUGAUAAAUAUAUGGCGUGGACGAGGAGGAGGAGACGGUGGCCAAGUGGUUUACGAAUAAUGUCAUUUGUAAAGAUAGAAAAAUAUAUGGCGAGGAAGCUUGUAGCCACUGAUGUUGAAAAUGGUGUUGUUGGUGGAGCUUGCAGCAGAUUGCAACUGUAAUUUCUUAGCCAUUUGCUUUUGCUCCAUUAAAUCUUUUGCAAUUCUCUCUCAUGAUUCAAGAUCCUCCAAAAUUUUCACAUUCAACUUGUAGAAGUUUUGGUUUUUUUUUAAGUAUUAUUACAGGUUUUAGAAUGCAGCAAAGGUAUGAUUUCCAUGUGUACAAUCAAAAUCACAAUUCUUCACUUUAUUAAUGGCCAUUUCCAUUUUUUCCCUUUA
Salvia splendens (bonfire salvia) is the source of this 2553-nucleotide messenger RNA. Its product is annotated as U-box domain-containing protein 30. Lineage: Eukaryota; Viridiplantae; Streptophyta; Magnoliopsida; Lamiales; Lamiaceae. The record is from RefSeq and is a predicted model, not a curated record. Gene Ontology annotation, molecular function: ubiquitin protein ligase activity. Gene Ontology annotation, biological process: protein ubiquitination. The transcript has a single exon. The coding region runs from base 828 to 2180 and encodes 450 amino acids.